CGGAUUUUAACAGUCAGCCCGGAAGCAGACUUAUAUUUAGGAGAGUUGACUGAAAGGUACGACAAACGUUUCGAUAGCUCGGUAAAAUAGCAGUCGACAUUAAGCUUUAAAUAGACGUAGACAUACACUUAAAAACGAACUUGGAGCACCAAACAGCUGUUAAUUAAUGAAAUGUUGUCGUAAAACAGCAUUAUCGAAGUGAUAACGUGACUGCAUGUACUGAUCUGCGGAUAGACGAUGAGCCAGGCUCCUCUCUCCAUGGUUUACCGUAGUGACAAACAACUGCCUGUGCUGUUCCGCACAUUACAUGGAUUUUACCGUCUGGGAACAUUUUGUGAUGUGGUUCUUGUGACCUCUCACUGUAGAAUCCGUGUCCAUAGUGUCAUAAUCGCAGCGUUCAGUCCGCUUUUGUAUCAGAUGCUUGGAGGAGAGAGCUGGUCAAUUGAGCGUCGACAGCUGGAAUUGACUCUGCCAAAUGUUGACUAUAUCUCUCUGUUGAGUCUGAUUGAAUAUUGCUACACUGGGGUAAUCACUGUUGAUUCUUCCUCAGCUGACAAAAUCCUAGGAGUGGCUAUAGCUUUGCAAGUGAAAGAGGUGGAGAAGUUGUGUGUUACCUUCCUAAAUGCACAGAGGAGUUUCUCAUCUGAGUUGGUAUUGGAUACGAGGCCUUCAGCAUUAGCUUCAGUAUCUCCAGGAAGGGGAGGUAAUUCACGUGAGUCAACCUUGGUGGAGAUAUCAAGUUCUGAGAGGUUUAGUCCGAAUGUAUCAACAUCAGGGCAGCCAUCCUCAGAGACGGGAUCCACUGGCCACCCAGACACAGUACACUUGGACUCAGAUGUUAUUGCAGUAAAAACAGAGACCCCAGAUCCACCUGUGGAUUAUGACGCCCAACUGUCCCACCAGUCUCGUGGAAGAGUUGUAUACCUGGAGGGACCAGAAAGUCCUGUAGCCGACAGUCACAGACCUGGGAUGUCAACAGUAUCACACAGCAUCAUCGACAUGUCAAAGAUGUCCCCCACACUACUUACCAUGCACCCAAUGUUAGUUCCUACAGGACCUCCCACCCUCCAGCUCAUGUCUCCGAAGGGGGAGGCAACUCUAGCUCGACAGAUAUCACAAUACCGAGAAGGUAGCCAGGAUAUUGUGGGUAAUGCCUCACCAGAAAGUGAUGGUAUCAGUGUUCACAUUCAGUCUCCAUCUGGUCCAGUGGACAGUGAGCAGUCUCAGGAUGUACCUCGAGAUGACAGAAAGCAACAAGUGACCGUUACCUGUAGUGUAUGUCAUGUACUGUUCAGCAGUGCAGAGGCCCUGACUCGACAUAUGGCUGUUCACCAGAGCACUGCCAUGCCUCCUACCAUACCACAGGGAUCCGUUCUUAACUCCUCUGUCGAGUCAGUCAAACAACCCUCGCCAAAUUUUUAUCAACGUGGCCAUCAGCCAGUAUCUGGACUUUUGUCGUCAGCAGUGGUGCAGGGGGGUGGUGGACUUUUUAAAUGUGGAACAUGUGGUAAAGGUUUUAAAGAUGCUCAGUCUCUAAAAUUCCACAGAUACAAUCAUGUCCUUAGACACUCUUGUAAUAUGUGUGGCAAACGUUUCUCAAGGAGUUGGAAUCUUCAUCGACAUCGGAAAACACACUUCCGAAUGCCCUCCUGGCCUAUGCGUACAGAUUUAAGGGUUGGAGAGAUGACAGGGUCAACAAGUGCAGACAAUCUGAAUCAGUCUGUGGACCUGGAACAGUCUGUAGAUCUGACAGAUGGGGAUGAUGACAUUACAGAAAGGGAUGAUGAGGGGGAGGAAGAGGAGGAGGAUGAAGGAAGAGGUGACCAUGUGACAGAUCUUUUGAGUGGAGAAAUGGCAUAACGGUGCACUGCAUUUUAAUACAGAUUGUACUGUCACUGUAUAAGUAUUCACAGUCAUUAAAUUUUAAUCCAGUUUUAAACUGAAACAUUGCAUGUUGAAAAACAGUUGUGUUAGUAAAUGUGUUAUAAUUUACAAUGAAUCAACUAUCAGUCUCAUAAAUAUUAAUUUGAAUCUAAUUCAAUUUCAUUUUCCAAGACACGCUGUAGUAAAGUAUCAAAGCUGUUCAACAGAAUAUCAUAUUAGUGGUAUAUGAUGGAUCCCCAAUGGAAUCACUAUAUAUAAGUUGUAGUGUAUUGUGGAGAUUGCUCAAUGAUAUGCUUACAAAGGUAUCAUAAUGACAAGAGGAAAGCAACACCUAUAUCAUACACAGCAAUGUGUAAUAGGCACUCGAGACAUACACAGCAAUGUGUAAUAGGCACUCGAGACAUACACAGAAAUGUGUAAUAGGCACUCGAGAUAUACAGAAAUGUGUAAUAGGCACUCGAGACAUACACAGAAAUGUGUAAUAGGCACUCGAGACAUACACAGCAAUGUGUAAUAGGCACUCAAGACAUACACAGAAAUGUGUAAUAGGCACUCAAGACAUACACAGAAAUGUGUAAUAGGCACUCGAGACAUACACAGAAAUGUGUAAUAGGCACUCGAGAUAUACUGAAAUGUGUAAUAGGCACUCGAGACAUACACAGAAAUGUGUAUUAGGCACUCGAGACAUACACAGCAAUGUGUAUUAGGCACUCGAGACAUACACAGAAAUGUGUGAUAGGCACUCGAGACAUACAGAAAUGUGUAAUAGGCACUCGAGACAUACACAGAAAUGUGUAAUAGGCACUCGAGACAUACACAGAAAUGUGUAUUAGGCACUCGAGACAUACACUGCAAUGUGUAAUAGGCACUCGAGACAUACACAGAAAUGUGUAAUAGGCACUCGAGACAUACACAGAAAUGUGUAUUAGGCACUCGAGAUAUAUAAAAAAAUGUUAUGAGGCACUGGAGGGGCUGCGGUGGCCGAGUGGUUAAGGUGUCCCAACACUUUAUCACUAGGCUCCAACUCUUGGUCGUGAGUUCGAAACCCACGCGGGGCAGUUGCCUGGUACUGACCGUAGGUCGGUGGUUUUUCUCUUGGUAUUCCAGCUUUCCUCCACCUCCAUAACCUGGGACGUCCUUAAAUGAACCUGGCUGUUUAUAGGAUGUUAAAUAAAAUAAACCUAACCUAAAGCACUGGAGAUUUUGUCUUCCAUGGCAUGGAUAGGUCCUCGCGUGAGAAAACAUGGAACAACUUGAGACUUCCUGAAAUGUCAUUGGAGUAGGAAACCUAUAGCUUUCAUAUUCUUGUUUUUAUUAAUUUGCCAAAAAGUACAGAUUUAUAAUUUAAAACUUUACUUUGCACCAACCACUACACCCUGCUUGUCUUGGUAAAUACUUUUAAUCAUAAUUUCUAAAAUCUAUGACACAGUUUUUCCUAGUCAACUUAUUUGUCAAUUCUGCUUCAGAUGUACAACACCACAAUGUAGAAAGUAGGUUGCUGUGAUCAACAUUUUCUGUUUGACUGACAUUUGCAUUCAAGCAGAAGUAAGUGUAUAAAUGAGUUAUUAUCUGUCCUGCUGCUUUUUGAAUAAAUGUAUUCAUUACAUUCAGAUGUCAAAAAGUCUUCAUCAAUUAACAAUUAAAGAAAAAAUUAGUACUGGUUUGAACAGCCAGGUGACAGAAGAGACGAUUCAUUGUCAAAGGGCACCACAUGUGGUACCCAAAAUCUAAUGCAUUUAUUGCAUCAGGUAAUAAAUCAUUAAUAUGUUGUUAAUUUAUUGAGUAUUUUAAGAGAAGUUUUCUGAAAUCUGCUGGUGUCAGAACAUGAUUGAUGACCUGAGAUUAUUUUGUAGUAUUGGUGUGUCAGUGUUAUAUUGUACCAGGUGUAUACCAAAUUUGUUAGAUAUUUAAAGUUUAGCCUGACAUUGUCUAGUCAUUGUAUACUCAAUUGUUGGAUUGUUGGAGAUUAAAAUGACACAUUAUUUUAAAAUUAAAGCUCCAUACAAAUGAAAA
Molecule: messenger RNA, 3897 nt
Organism: Pecten maximus
Lineage: Eukaryota; Metazoa; Mollusca; Bivalvia; Pectinida; Pectinidae
Product: zinc finger and BTB domain-containing protein 44-like
Exons: 4
Coding region: 238-1860 (540 amino acids)
Biological process (GO): regulation of transcription by RNA polymerase II
Cellular component (GO): nucleus
Molecular function (GO): RNA polymerase II cis-regulatory region sequence-specific DNA binding; DNA-binding transcription factor activity, RNA polymerase II-specific; protein binding
Source: RefSeq, a predicted model, not a curated record